Molecule: messenger RNA, 1423 nt
Organism: Chelonia mydas (Green sea turtle)
Lineage: Eukaryota; Metazoa; Chordata; Testudines; Cheloniidae
Gene: PDCD2L
Product: programmed cell death 2 like
Exons: 7
Coding region: 245-1405 (386 amino acids)
Cellular component (GO): cytoplasm
Source: RefSeq, a predicted model, not a curated record
CCAGGCGCGCCCGCCAAUCCAAGGUGCGCACAGCCCCCGCCCCCCGGAUUACUGCAGCAGCCGCCAAGCGGCCUGCGCCCGCCGCACACGGGCUGCCGGGAGCGAGCCGGAGGGCGGCUUCGCGCAAUCCCCAACCCGGCGCUCCGACUCCGGGGAGGAACGUUCCCUUGCCUGCAUUUGUCCCCUCUCGGCUGCCUUAGUCACGUGGCACGACGCGCUCGCGUCCCCCUUUCCGCAGGCCGGCAUGGCCGCCUCUGCCUGCCGCCCUCCGGGGCCCCGCGUGCUGCUGGGUCUCCGCGACGCCGCCAUCCCGCACCCCGGCCGGGACAACCUGCAGCCGCCGUCGUGGGCCACCAGCAAGCUGGGCGGCUCCCCGAAUUGUGCCCCUUCAGUAACUAUGACUUAUCCUUCUUGUGGGAUCUGCGGUGCCAUCCUGAUGCACAUAGUGCAGAUAUAUUGCCCCCUUGAAGGCUCACUAUUCCACCGUGUCAUUAAUGUAUUUGCUUGUGCUGUGAAAGGCUGCUGGGGAAAAUCAGAAAGCUGGAAAGUGUUACGCUCCCAGUAUUUGGAGAUGCAAGGAAAAGAAACACAAGAUUGCAGAUUAAAGCAGAAACAAGAGAAUAACUUUGCAACAAAGGAUUGGUGCGAUGGAGCAGAUGACUGGGGAAUUUGUGAUGAAACAGAAUGUCCUGUGCGAACCACCAGUCACCUACUUGGCUUAAACACAGUGAGCAGUUCCUCCUUGUCCACAGCCACAGAGUGUGCAUCUCAAUUUCAAGGACUUAGCUUGUCAGAAACUACAGAUGUCUCUGAUUCCUUACAUAGGCCAGUACCAUGUGGAGAUGGGAUAGUAAUGCCUACCUCUUGUCCCAGAUUCCAGUCCUAUUACAUCAGUGUUGUGGAUGAGGAAGACUACACUGGCUCCCUUGAUACAGAUCAUGCACACAAACUUUUAAAGGAAUAUCAGCAGAGGGAGGGCAUUGAUUUGGAACAGUUGAUGUCAGAAAGUUUUGUAGGUGAAGGUGAUAAUGAGAAGUAUGAAAAGAGUGAAGGCAAAAAUAGGGACCAUGUGUUCCAUAAAUUUAUGAAGAGAAUUUCUUCCUGUCAUGAACAAAUUCUAAGAUACUCCUGGGGUGGCCAGCCUUUAUUUAUAACAUGUCCUUCAUCCAACGUUAAUAAAAUGAUUCCAGUCUGCAACAGCUGUGGAAGUAACAGAGUCUUUGAAUUUCAACUUAUGCCAGCACUGGUCAGCAUGCUGAAGAGUGUUGAUGCAGAUCUAUCAGUGGAAUUUGGAACAGUUAUAGUUUACACGUGUGAAAGAAGCUGUUGGCCAGCUAAUCAUCAGAACCCCUUGGAGGAAUUUAUUUUUAUACAAGAAGAUCCAGAUCAGCAAUUAUUUAAAUAAAACAGUUAUUUUCUUGAA